AUGCCAACAGAUAAAAGUAAAAAUAUAUUAGAAUUAGAACAAAGAACGGUUCAAAUGCGAGCCUUACAAAUUAUUGAAUACAGUAGUAAAUUUUUAGAUUUAAUACCGCGACCGCGUAUUGAGGGCGGCAAGGCUUAUUAUAUUGCUAAUAUAACUAAUGAGCCUGAAACAGAAGACAAGCGAGGAAUUUUACCUAAUGAAAUUAGUCCUAGCACCGCCGUUCAACAAAUAGUUAAAUUAGACAAAGUGAAAGUUUUUCGCGAUGUUAUCAAUGAAGAAAUAAUGUCUUUAUCUCUUGACCGCGUAAAAGAAUUUACCGAAGGAAUUACCGAAGGAAUGUUUGCCAAGUUUUCUAAUAUAUUGGAUAAAGAAAUGGUCGCCGAAAUAACUAAUCCCAAUAAUCACCAUGAAGACGCAGUAAAAAAAGCUGAGAAAAAAGAACUUUUUGACCCAACAAAGUGGAAUGAUGGUAAAUUAAAUGUUAGUGACAAAAUAGUUGAAGGAUUAUUAGAUAAUAUUGACUUUUUGCUUAAUCCUUCCGAAAAAAAUAAUAAAGCCGAAGUAUUAGCCAAUUCUAAAAAUGAGGAAA
Molecule: messenger RNA, 589 nt
Organism: Funneliformis geosporum
Lineage: Eukaryota; Fungi; Glomeromycota; Glomeromycetes; Glomerales; Glomeraceae
Source: the annotation of a GenBank genome assembly